This is a messenger RNA of Capsella rubella, 2653 nucleotides long. Its product is annotated as probable disease resistance protein At1g61300. The transcript has 2 exons. NCBI's taxonomy places the organism in Eukaryota, Viridiplantae, Streptophyta, Magnoliopsida, Brassicales, Brassicaceae. Bases 123 to 2405 code for a protein of 760 amino acids. Gene Ontology annotation, molecular function: ADP binding; protein binding. The record is from RefSeq and is a predicted model, not a curated record.
GAUAAUCUCUAAACCAUUGGUAUUGGAGCAAGAAGAUGUUAUCUCCAAUAAUUUUUCACCUAAAACACUUCUUGAGCUUCGUUGUUGCUUACUGAAACUUUUCUCUCUUUAUUAUCAAAUUUAUGGGUACUUGUUUUUCUUUCACUUAUAAUAUUGAUGAUCAAACGGUAAUACGUAUCUUUAGUUACUUAUGUGGGAACGACAGAAACUCUCAUGGAGUGGAGGAGAUGCCUAGCUACCCUACGGUUGGUCAGGAAGAAAUGCUCAAGAAGGCGUGGAAUCGCCUAAUGGAAGAUGGAGUCGGAAUCAUGGGUCUGCACGGUAUGGGCGGUGUCGGUAAAACUACCCUUUUCAAGAAAAUCCACAAUAAGCUCUCUGAAUUUAGUGGUCGGUUCGACGUUGUGAUAUGGAUCGUGGUGUCGCAAGGCGCACAGAAAUCGAAGAUUCAAGACGAUAUUGCAGAAAUAUUAAAUCUUUGUGACGACGAGUGGAAGAACAAAAACGAACGUAAUAAGGCCACUAAGAUACACAGAAAGUUGCAGGGGAAGAGGUUUGUAUUGAUGCUAGAUGAUAUAUGGGAGAAAGUGGAUUUAGAAGCCAUUGGAAUUCCAUCUCAAACAAGAGAAAAUGGAUGCAAAGUAGCAUUCACCACUCGUUCUCGGGGAGUAUGUGGGCAGAUGGGAGAUGAUGAUCCCAUGGAAGUCCACUGUUUGAAAGAAGAUGAAGCAUGGGAAUUAUUUAAAAAGAAAGUGGGAGAGAACUCAUUAAGAAAAGAUCCCGGAACUGUCGAGCUUGCAAAAAGAGUUGCUGAAAAAUGUCAUGGUUUGCCACUGGCGCUCAGUGUCAUUGGUGAGGCGAUGUCAUCUAAGACUAUGGUACAAGAAUGGGAGCAUGCAAUCGAUGUUUUGACUACAUCUGCUGCAGAGUUUUCGGGCAUGGAAAAUAAUAUUCUUCCAAUUCUCAAGUUCAGUUACGAUAGCUUGAUGGAUGACAAUAUCAAGUCCUGUUUCUUGUAUUGUGCUCUGUUUCCAGAAGAUUUUAAGAUAGAAAAAAGAAGUUUGAUAAACUAUUGGAUAUGCGAAGGAUUCAUCGGAGAAGAAGAGGAUAUUAAAAGAGCGAGGAAUAAGGGUUAUACGAUGCUCGGCACCCUUAUCCGUGCAAACUUACUAACUGAAGUCAGGAGUCGGUCUGAUGAAAGUUGUGUUAUGAUGCAUGAUGUGGUUCGUGAAAUGGCUCUGUGGAUUGCAUCCGAUUUUGGGAAACAGAAGGAGGCUUUUGUUGUGCGAGCAAGAGUCGGAUUAGUUGAAUUACCAGAAGUCAAGGAUUGGGGAGCUGUGAGAAGAAUGUCACUAAUGAAUAAUAAAAUUGAAGAGAUAACAUGCAGACGUUCCAAUUGUUGUGAACUUACAACUCUGUUCCUCCAAGAGAAUAAAUUGAAGAAUCUCUCAGGUGAAUUCCUUCAGUCAAUGCAAAAGCUAGUUGUCUUGGAUUUAUCAAAAAAUUACAGAUUGGGUGAACUUCCAGAGCAGAUAUCAGAGCUGGUCUCCUUGCAGUUUCUUGAUUUGUCGGAAACAUGUAUAGAGCAACUGCCGGUUGGUCUCCAAGAAUUGAAAAGGCUAACUCACCUGAUUUUAUAUGAUACAAAGAAACUUUUUAGUAUCAGAGGGAUAUCAAGGUUGCUGAGUUUAAGAUUGUUGAAUCUGGGAAAGUCUAAUGUUCAUGGAGAUGUUAGUUUAUUAAAGGAGCUGCAGCUCUUGAAGAAUCUACAAGAUCUAAGGAUAACUCUAUCGGCGGAGUUAAGUUUGGAUCUAAUAUUUGGAAAUCAAAGGUUGGCAAACUGCAUAACUAGUAUGGAUAUUAUCGAUUUUCAAGAAAAGCCACUCCAGAGUAUUGAAAAGCCAGUCGAGAUAAGUAGCCAUGUCUCGGAGAUUAACAAUCCGACAAUUCCAUGCUUUACCAACCUCUCAUAUCUGCAUAUAAGCAAGUGCCAUAGCAUGAAGGAUCUGACUUGGCUGUUGUUUGCUCCAAAUCUAGUCGGCCUACAGAUUACAGAUUCAAGAGAAGUGGGAGAAAUAAUAAACAAAGAGAAAGCAACCAAUUUCAAAGGUAUUAUCCCAUUUCUGAAACUAGAAUUCUUAUAUUUGAUAAAUUUGCCGAAGCUGGAGAGUAUCUGCUGGAGUCCUCUCCCCUUUCCGGUUUUGAGGAGCAUAAGUGUAAGGGAUUGUCCAAAGCUGAGAAAGCUUCCCUUAAAUGCUACAAGUGUCCCACGACUUGAUGACUUUGAAAUACAUAUGCUUCCUCAAAAACAGAUAAAUGAGCUUGAAUGGGAGGACGAAGAUACCAAAAAUCGAUUCUUGCCUUCAAUCAACCAGGAUAUUGCAGGGUCUGUGGCCAUAGCCUCAUAGUCUGUCUAAAACCAGAAUCCACGCUUCUUCUUCUUCUACUUUCUUAGUGGAGUGCAUCGUUUGUUUUACUCUUUCAUCUUGCAGCGUCUUUGUGUUUAUUUUUGUUAAGAGACAAUGUCUAAAUCCAAGUGGCUUUCUCAAUCAGAGUAUUUAGUUAUAUUCAGAAAGAGAUGCAUGUCACAAUAUUAGCUCUUGGUAGUAUGAAGGUAUGCCAUACUAAAAUCAGAAACACUGCUUUCUUUCUUCUU